ACGUCUUGUGUCUCUCGCACGUAUCGCGAUGUCGAGCUUGCGUAGCUGUGUGUGAUUUUUUGUUGGUCGCUUCGACUCUUCGAGACGUGUAUGUUUCGCGCGAUGUGAAGGCAGGACGGGCAAGGGAAAGGAGCGAGGAGGGAAGGAGAAGCAGAAGAAGAGGAGGAGAACGGCGCGGAAGGGAAAGAGGAAGGGGAUGAAAUUUAAAGGGAGGGGCUGCCCGAAAAUGGCUGUCACCCACGGGGCAGAUCGUCCGGAGGUGGGCGAGUGACGAAUUUUUUUCUUCUCGUAGUCUCGUCCCCUCGCGUCUUCCAAUCACCGCCGCAUCUCAACACUGACCAAUUGACAUUGUUUUACAACAAUUGAGCGAGACCGGUUAGAGCCCAAUCGAUAGGUAUUAUGCUUCGGUCAAGAGCCAAUAUCCGCACUCUUUUUAAACAACCUCCGGAUCCCAACACCUUCACGGUCUGUGCUCAAAUGUGAACAAAAAACGAAGCGAUAUAUUCAAGUUUUUCUACGACACUUCGAAAAAACAACAAUAAUCAAACCGUUCAACCGUGCUACGAUCUCUUUUUCUUCCGAUAUUUUUUUCACCGCGUUCUCUCAGUUAUGGUCAUUCUCUCGCGGGGAUGAAAUCUUCGAGUAUUUACAUCAUUCUCUGUGUGAGGUCAGUGAAACUUCGUGCGUCACGAAGAGCAGUUGACCGAUAAAUCUCACCGGAUAAACACACCUUACCGCCGCACACACCAUCAUUUCCCUCUUUUUUUUGAUGGUUGCCAUUCCGAUUUUCUGUGUUUACGUAUUAACACUCCCAGUGAACGUAUUCAUGUUUUACGAAACUUGUGUUUUUUUUACUUCUUCCUACGAUUUUUGAGACAGCUAAUUGUAAGUUGCAAUUUUGAAAAAAAAGCCGAUGACAGUCACCGUGCGAGUGCGCGUAUUAUUCAAAUACAGUGGAGACUCAGUUUCAAGAUUUGAUAAUUCUUAUCUCGUCGACUUUCCGUCAAAAUGAUACCAAAAUUCUAACACCUUCGAUUUUGGAUUCGAACAAACAGUAAAAAGAUCACAAAAUUGGACUCGUGCAGAGAUGAGUUAACAGAGCAAAGAUAAAUGUUUUAAGGAGUUGAGGGAAGAGAGUUUGAGGGAGAGCGUAGAGAGAGAGCGAGAGAGAGAGAAGAUGCGAGUCAGCUCGUCUUGUAGAUCAGUUAUUCUUUGGUUGGCAAUUUUGUUUAAUCUGCAAGCAAGCUGCGAAGCAGAAGCUGAUAAAGCUGCAAGAGCAACAAAAAGUAGACAACGAACGGCACAUUCGCCAUGGCGUUUGGUAGUGUGUUUAUCGCAGCCUCAGACACCGUCGAGAAUGGAUGUACAGCGGGCUUGGGAAGAAGUGAGAAUGGAAGCUUCGCAGAGCGAAAUCGAAGUCUCUUAUGUCGAAGCAAGAAUGACACCGAUGACCGAUUCGCUCUCUUAUCCUCUAUCGCUGAUAACGAAAUUCUGUUCGGACAUAGAACACGGAAAAACUGUUUUGAGUCUGGUCAUCGGAGGGGGCUCUGCUGCAAGAUUUUUAAUUACUGCCGCAGCUUCCCUGAAUCUACCUUCUUUGUGGUUGCCAAUGACGCACAGAGAUUUUCUGCGACAGGGAAAAAGUGGACGAUUCGAAACUCGAUUGGGUUCCAGUUCAGAAGAAGCAGGGGCAGCAGCAGCAGCUCUGAUGCACAAAGCAAACUGGCAUGCGUUCACUCUCCUCAUUGACACAACCCUGUUGCCGAUGCACCAUCUCCUACAGCGUAAUCGUUAUGUCCUCACACCGAGGAAAAUAAUUCACUUACCUGCGAAUGAUAAAAGUCUGAGACUGAGGAUGAGGAGAAUCUCGGAGGAGGGUGGAAGCGGCGGUGUUCUAGUGAUGGCCUGUGAUUUGAAUAACGCUCGAAGAAUUCUUGCAGCGGCUUCCAAGUUCGACAUGAUGGCUGGAAGAUUUUUGUGGCUGUGGUUGGAUCUGAAAGCAGAGCUCAGGCCAAACGAGCCAGGGCUUAUAACGUCGCAUUUGUUGUACAAUUCUUUGGCGCCUGUGGCAAGAAAUGAGAAACAAAAUUCACCACUGGAGAAGAUUCUCGAGCACAGCGCGAGUCUUGUUGUAGAAAAUAGGGCGCAUCUUCAUUCGCUUUCAAAUCUGGCCAACGACGUAAAUCAUCUUCAGGAAUAUCGAUGGCAGCAUGAAAAAAAGAACGUGAAAAAACGCGAGGACAGAUACACCUUCGACGACGAUGAAGAAAUCCGAAUGACCGACAAAAGUAUGAACUCCAAAACUUUUAUGCCCGUUGGAAUGCUGGCCUUGAGACCUUCCAGUCUCAAGAUUUCCGGAGGUGACACUAUUUUGACAAGAAUGUUGCGAGCCACCUCUCAGGCACUUGACAACACUUUUCACGAAUUAAAAACCCCCCUCAACGGAUUACGUGAGCCACAACUGAAGGAACAAUUCGUGCCAAAUUGCUUCCCCGAAGCCAAUGCCAAAUUACCGUUUAACGAAAUUAAAAACAACGUUUCUAGAACUCUGACAAACAAGUUACGUGAUUCAAUGAGGCAAUUGUCCAGGGACAAGGCCGAAUUUCAGUUGCUUAAUUUGCAGGCUGUUCAAUUCCCCGGCAACAAAACACAAUUAAGAUGGACGAAAGUAGGAACUAUACGGGGUGGAAAAGAGGUUCGUUUGGAUACGAUAACGUGGCCGGGCGGUGGAAUAGUGCCGGCAUACUUGGAACAAGGUGGUGAAAAAGUGGGGAUGCCACUAUAUCGAAUAGUGACAGCAUUGGCGCCUCCAUUUUCGAUGAUGACGAAUCUACAGGAAGGUCUUUGUCUCCGGGGUUUGACGUGUCGGCAGGGUGAAGAAACUAAAUGUUGUUACGGUUUGACGAUGGAUCUUUUGAGCCUGGUGUCCCACGAGCUGGGCUUCAGGUUCGAUCUGUACGUCUCACGUGACGGACUCUUUGGAAAGAGGAAUGGGCAGAAUGGCACGUGGAACGGAGUAGUCGGUGAAUUGUUACACGGAAACGCACAAUUGGCGUUCGCACCGAUGAGUGUAUUGUCGAGAAGAGCGGAAGUGAUCGACUUCACAACACCAUAUUUCUUCAGCGGUGUCAGUUUCCUGACGGCCCCGAAACCCAAAUCAGAAAUUCCGCUGCUGGCAUUUUUAAUGCCCUUUAGCACCGAGCUCUGGAUCGCUGUUUUCACCUUUCUCAACGUCACCGCGAUGGCCGUCGCUGUUUACGAAUGGUUCAGUCCCUUCGGCCUGAAUCCUUGGGGUCGUCAGCGCAGCAAAAACUUCUCCAUCGCCUCUGCUCUUUGGGUUAUGUGGGGAUUACUAUGCGGACAUUUAGUUGCUUUCAAAGCACCUAAAUCAUGGCCUAACAAAUUUCUCAUUAAUAUCUGGGGCGGGUUUUGCGUUAUUUUCGUCGCUUCCUAUACCGCAAACAUCGCCGCUCUUAUUGCCGGACUCAUCUUCAACUCGGCGGUCAGCGAUUAUCGGGAUCGAAGUCUUUUGCAACAAAGAGUCGGUACGCCGCGGGCAUCAGCGGCUGAAUAUUACGUCCAAUCGGCAGAUCACGUGCUGUGGUCGCACAUGGCUCGUUUCUCGUUGUCCGACGUAGCCGAAGGCGUUGAACGUCUCCGGAACGGGAGCCUCGAUAUUCUCAUAGCCGACACGCCCAUACUCGAUUACUAUCGGGCGACGGACAAUGGAUGUCGCUUGCGGACGAUCGGAGACACGAUUAAAGAGGACACUUACGCUGUUGCGCUUACGAAAGGUCACCCCCUUAAGGAAACCAUUUCCAAGGUCAUUGCGAAUUAUACGAGCAACGGAAUGCUCGACAUUCUCAAGGAAAAAUGGUACGGUGGGUUGCCUUGCAUGAGAGCCCAAGACCGGCUAAAUCCAGGUCUAGGAAUGCACACGAGCGGCCAACCUCGACCUCUGGGCGUCGCUUCUGUCGCCGGGGUUUUUUGUCUCUUGGGAACGGGAUUGAUCGUUGGAACUUUGAUUCUCGUCGGUGAACUGCUCUUCUACAAGUACACUCUGCCUCGCCUACGUCACCGGCCAAAAACCUCGAUAUGGCGGAGCCGGAACGUUAUGUUUUUCUCGCAAAAACUGUACCGGUUCAUCAAUUGCGUGGAACUCGUUUCGCCCCAUCACGCCGCGAGAGAAUUGGUCCACACGGUUAGACAAGGACAAAUAACUUCCCUCUUUCAAAAAAGCGUCAAAAGGGUCCCCAUGUUUCAGAAGGAGCACGAACAGCGUCGACGUCGCAAGAGCAAAGCACAGUUCUUCGAAAUGAUUCAGGAAAUUAGAAGAGUACAGCAAGAAGAAAAAGUGGAGGCGCCAGCAAAAGAGGUGGAAACAUCGCGAGUGGCAAAGCGGGACAACAAGCCGCCAAAGGGUCGAGAGCGUAGCAGGAGUAAGAGUCCGUUGAUGCCGCGAAGUCCGAAGGGUUCGGAGAAGUGUCGAAGUUCGACGAAUUUGUCAAGUUCGCGUUUGGGUCUGGCGCCGAUGAGUUUGGACGCGCCAAAACCGCGUGAGUUUACGUUGAGCAGUACGAAUUUGCGUGCGCGGAGUCCGUUGGAAACGGUCGGUCGUAGAUUGAGUCACGGGGACGGAGGUUCGCCGCCGCCGCGUUUGGGUUCACAUUUCGGCGGGAGCGCGACGCUCCGACCUCUGGCGCCGGUGAAAUCGGACUCGGUGAGCGGCGGGGCGCCGACCCCGCGGUAUUCCCGGAGUCCUGCCAAAAGGGGACAGUCAUUUCCGGUUUUCGCGACUUUGCGACCACCGCCUCAUUCGACCAGUCACACAGCAGCGACGAAAAGUCCGCUUUUGUCUCCAAGCGCCGAACUUACUUCGGUAAUCGGGAGAAAAUUGUCCCGUGAAUGGGGCUCCGGCACCAUCGAUCUCAGCCGCUCUUCCGAAGCGAUCGGUAGUUUUUCAACUUACACCCUCGCCGGCCCAGAAACUCAUCUCGACCUUCCGGAACCCCCUCCGGAAUUGCGUCAAGAUGAAAUCUUCGUCGUACCGACAAAAAAACCAGUCAGACGCGCUCGCAGCCACGAAAACAGAGACACUUCAAAAUCCAGCGAUUCUUCUUCCACCACACCGAGAUUAACCGCACAACCCUCCGUCGGCGGACGAUCCGUCAGCGAGAGAACCAAAAAACAACUCGAGUCCGAACUCAAAGCUAUUCUCACCGCGAGAGCUCAUCAUCGGGAUCUCCAUCCACCUUGAUUCAAACGUCAAAAUGAUUCACCUUAAACGUCACGAAAUUCA
This is a messenger RNA of Venturia canescens, 5299 nucleotides long. RefSeq lists its product as uncharacterized. Lineage: Eukaryota; Metazoa; Arthropoda; Insecta; Hymenoptera; Ichneumonidae. Bases 1178 to 5257 code for a protein of 1359 amino acids. Gene Ontology annotation, molecular function: NMDA glutamate receptor activity. The record is from RefSeq and is a predicted model, not a curated record. Gene Ontology annotation, cellular component: plasma membrane. Gene Ontology annotation, biological process: ionotropic glutamate receptor signaling pathway; monoatomic ion transport. The transcript is spliced from 8 exons.